AUGAGAAUACAAACAAUGGCACUUUCGAAGAUGGUUCUUGGCGAAAUGAGCAACAAAUUACUUUGCAACUUCAAAGAUCAAUCAAAGUUUUUUAUUACCUACCUUUGCUGGAAUGUUAUAAGCGAUCCAGCUUGUAUCGCUGGAAAUUUGCAAGCAACGAGUACUUGUCUUUGUGAAUUGAUUUUGUUAUGGUUUUUGGGCGUCUGUUUGGAGGCACGAUUUGAACAUCCAAGCAGUUAUUAUUGGCAGCAUCUGGUUUUUAUUAACCAAGGCGUAAUGAGAAGAUUGCGCUUAGGUGGAAUGCAGAAAUCUUCAAACCCAUCCCAUGUUAAAUCUAGGAGGAGUUCCGCUGAUUCUAACUAUUCGCAACCCUCGUCCGAUCUGUCGCUUGACGAUGAAAAAGAAACACUUCGACGAGAAAGAGAAAGGCAUGCUCUAAGCCAAUUGGAAAAGGCGAGGGGUAAACCUGUAGCGUUUGCAGUACGGACGAAUGUUGCAUAUGAUGCUACAGUUGAUGAUGAUUCGCCAGUUCAAGGAAGUGCCGUGUCAUUUGAAAUAAGAGAAUUUCUUCACAUUAAAGAAAAGUAUGACAACAAUUGGUGGAUUGGAAGGUUGGUUAAAGAGGGUUGUGAUGUCGGGUUUAUUCCAAGUCCAGUUAAGUUGGAACAUAUUCGUAUACAGAACCAGACGAGGCCAUCCAGAUUGUAUGGUACUAAAGUCUCUUCAACAAAUAACGUAGGAGCUGGGGAAACAAUGCGUGGUAGUACUCCACCAACACCUGGUGAUGAAUCCGAUUCCUUAGGCGCGAGUCGCCAAGGAAAAACUACAAUUACGAAUUCAUUAAAUAAAGACAAGCGUAAGCCAUUUUUCAAAAAGCAAGAUACUGCUUCUCCUUACGACGUAGUUCCCUCUAUGCGACCAGUUGUUUUGGUUGGCCCUAGCCUUAAGGGGUAUGAAGUCACAGAUAUGAUGCAAAAGGCUCUUUUUGACUUUUUAAAACACCGGUUUGAAGGAAGAAUUAUAAUUACACGGGUAAUGGCUGAUAUAUCUCUAGCAAAGAGAUCUAUUAUGAACAACCCUACAAAACGCGCUAUCAUGGAACGGUCCAGCAGUCGGUCAGACUGUCUCACUAAGGUUCAAGAAGAAAUUGAACGCAUAUUUGAACUGGCGAGAACUCUACAAUUGGUAGUUCUUGACUGCGACACAAUAAACCAUCCUUCACAACUUGCGAAAACUUCAUUGGCGCCUACUAUUGUAUAUCUAAAAAUAAGCAGCAGUAAGACUUAUUGGAGGGCCACGCAUCCGGAAAUGAGUGUCGUUGGGUCUAUUCCCAAAUCAAUGACUGUUCAGAACGCAUCACCAAUGGCAGAUCAAAAUAGAUUUAAUUCAACAUCCACAGAGUUCAAGAUGGACGUGGACAUGCCUACAAUUCCAACUCCAACUGUUCGGUCGGCCACCAACGGGGCACGUAUUGGGCCUACUCCUCCGCCCCGCUCAACCAAUGCUACGGUAUCGACUGCCGCUUCUGGUAGUGGCUCACGAGCAGCCCCAUCAGCGCCAUCCGCUCAAGUCGAGCCGCGUCGCAUCCGAUGCCCGCUAUGUCGACAGCGUGUUGCCCAGGCACAUGAGCACUGCCUCAACUGCCUGUCGCACACGCAUGAGACGCAGGAGUGUGCUUCUUCCGACUUAUGCCACACGUGUGGCAGACCACAUCACACGCUGCUGCACAGGACCCUACGACGCGAUGUAGGUCGGCCAGCUGCCUCAAGCACGGGUAGAUCCAGGCAAGCAAGCCGGACGGUACGACGUCCAACCACUGCAGCCCGGCCUGAGCCCCAUCAAUGGCGUCCGCACUAUGUUGCACCACCCAGGCGUCGUCCGAAAGCGCCACAGCAUCGCCCCUCUACUGGACUCAGCAACGUGGUGGCAACACUCCAGCAAUUGCAGAGAUUGCUAGGCUGAAUAUUCGCCUAGGGGGGCCGGGAUGGCUAAAUGAGAUAAGCCGCCCCCCCCCCAAUGCCACUACACCAAUACACCUCACACACAGAACCCACAUUCCACCACCCACACGCGAGAGGACAUCUACACACGAAAACACAUAUCAACAGUCAAAAGGGUCAACUAAAAAGUUUUUUCUUCAGUCUCGUUACGAUCUGCAAACGUAGCUUACGCCAUAGAAAACCCUUACGCAUCGCCGCUGUGACCUCGCGCCUUAUCGAUAUUCGCACAUCUGUUUUCACAUCAAACAAUAGUUAAAAUUGCAUUAGUUCCGGCACAUUGUGCAAAGAGCAUUUACACUCAUUUACAAAAUUUGUAAACCAUUCACUUACAUAUCAUUAAAACCGUGGAGUUAUUUUAAUAAGUUAACCGAGUGUUUUUUAUUUAAAGAAAUUAAAGUGGUAAGCAAGUGGUAAGCAAAAGAGCAAGGUGAAUUGAACACUUACUAUUAUGCCUGCUUGACCCUUGGUUUUGUAUCUGAGGUGAUACAAUUUUUGAUUUUUUAGUUGCGGAAGGACGGCCAUUAUUCAUAACCUCCAUAAAAUGUUUCUGUGUCACACGCAGACACCUCGAGAUGGAUGCCUGAACUUGCCUCUUAAUAUUGUUACAUUUGUGACAGCUCUACUCUCGGAUGUGGAGUAGGUGCAAUUUCUUUUAUUAGCUUUAAUUGAUCGGAGAUCAUAGCUUUUGUUUCUUCAUAUUGGUCUAAGCAGUUUUCAUAAAUAUCGUAAGCCGAUGAUUUAAAAUUUAGUGGUAGAUCUGAAUUGUCAGAAUCUACUAUAGGGUCAUGAGCCGCUUGGAGGCGAGUCCAAAAAUUUUUAAGAUUUAGAUUUUUUACUUCCAAUAACAAUUCCGAGUUUUCGUGAAUCGAUAUAAAGGCAAAUCUAGUGCGGUAUCUUGUAAAACUGUCACUUUCUGAAAUGAAUUUAGUAGCCUGUUUUGAGCGUGUAGCUCCUGCAGGUGUACUAUGAUUUUUUUCGUUAUUAACCAUUUUUGUU
Messenger RNA from Bactrocera dorsalis (oriental fruit fly), 2996 nucleotides. It is a transcript of the gene Ca-beta, whose product is annotated as voltage-dependent L-type calcium channel subunit beta-2. Gene Ontology annotation, molecular function: protein binding; high voltage-gated calcium channel activity. The record is from RefSeq and is a predicted model, not a curated record. Bases 1 to 1962 code for a protein of 653 amino acids. NCBI's taxonomy places the organism in Eukaryota, Metazoa, Arthropoda, Insecta, Diptera, Tephritidae. The transcript has 9 exons. Gene Ontology annotation, cellular component: voltage-gated calcium channel complex. Gene Ontology annotation, biological process: neuromuscular junction development; calcium ion transmembrane transport; regulation of voltage-gated calcium channel activity.